AUGGACGCGAUGCUCGAUAGGAUGGAUCACAGAGUGUCAAUCAGAAAUAAGAAAACAACCAGCAAUAAAAGACAGACUGAGCUUGCUACAGAGUCAGAUACUGACACGGAAUCAGAUUCGUCUAGUGAGGAUGAAAAAUCCUCUCCUUCUCCAAAGACGCCUAUGGAAAUUAUGCCAAAAGAGUAUAAGUCUGAAAGCGAAGAAGAGACUUCGUCCGAAUCCGAAGAUAGCAGUAGUACCGGUUCUUCAAGUGAUGAAGAAAUAGAGUCGUCAAGUAGAGGGCGCACAAAUAAAAACGCCCUCAAGCCUUCAGAUCGUGCGGAAGUUGAAAAUUCAGAAAAGGGGAUUCUUGGAGCCCCUCCUACCUCUAUCCCUAGUAGCAGCACGAGUAUCACGUCAAAAGAUACUAAAGGCAUACUUGGCCCAGCCAAGACAAUCAGUGCCACACGGCGUUUGGAAUGGGUUCAACCUAGAGCAACAAAUGAGAACCAAAGGCCCAACCAGCAGAACGAGUCAGUAAGACAAAGAGACACAAAGCCCUCCAAUGGCAUUUACGAAGGACUACUUCCCUUACCUGAACCUUCCAAGACGACAGAACAAGAGAAAUUAAGGGAAAGUAAUAGUGCGCGUCCAAACUCGAAUGAAGGGUGCUCAUCUAGCCUAACACGAGCAGAAAGUAGGGCGACACCUCUUGAAGGACAAACGCCUGAGGGAAGUCCGAAAGAGAGGCUAAGAUAG
This is a messenger RNA of Nymphaea colorata (pocket water lily), 738 nucleotides long. Its product is annotated as lisH domain-containing protein C1711.05-like. Bases 1 to 738 code for a protein of 245 amino acids. Lineage: Eukaryota; Viridiplantae; Streptophyta; Magnoliopsida; Nymphaeales; Nymphaeaceae. The transcript has a single exon. The record is from RefSeq and is a predicted model, not a curated record.